UUUCGAUAUUCCCUAUCAUCAAGAAAUGGAAAUUGGUUUGAGUGUUAAUAUGAGAGAUUUUACAUUCGUAACAAAGCAGAAAAAUGACCCAAUUCUUACACAUAAGCAGUUAAAUCAAGUUCUAGCCGAGUUUGCGGUUGUAGAAUCGCUUCAAAGCUUGAGUGAUAUUUUAAGCAUCUCUCCCGAAUACAUUUUAAAAGUGAAAGCAAAGAUCAUCAAAGAUGACUUGGUGACCGCUUGUAUUGAAAGCUUAUCACGCAAAUUAUCGAUUUCCCUAAUCUUUAAAGUUCAAAUGCUACUGCAACAGAUAGCAACAGCAUCCGAUGAAGCUAACGUUCCAAGCAUGGAUAUGCACACGGAGCCAAGUCAGCGAGUAACCCACUUUAUACAAGCAUACAAAAUAGGGAAUGAGUUAAUUUGUAUUGUAACGCUUGUUUUUAAUGAUGCAAAGGAUUUAGAGAAAUUUAAGAAAAAAAAGAAAUUUAUAACCCUGAGCAACGAGAGAGAAAUAAUAAAAGCUGAAAAGGCGCUUAAAGAUGUUUCAAAAUUAAUACGCAAAAAAGAAAAGAAAAACAAACUUAAAGUUACCAAAGUGUUCAGCGGUUUUAGCCUCCCAUUCCCUACUGCAAGUUUUGGAGAUAUACUAAACAUAAUGCAAGAAUACACCAUUUUAUUUUCUGAAUUCUUACACAAACAAAACCCGGAAAAUAAUGUAGAAUAUUGCAAUACAAAAUUGAUCCCCGAAAAAGAAAGUCAACAAGAGGCGGACACUGCUGUAGAAGAAAGCGAACACACCACAACGCUUGCCACCAAUGCUUUAAACGUCCCUAAAGCUAUUGUUGAUCCACAGCUUUACAUUGUGCGGGCCUGCUUACAGCCUGUUCAAGCAGACGGAACAGAUACUAAAGUUUACUCAGCCGACUCUAUCUCAAAAAUGGAACACCUCUUUAGCAGCGAGACAUACUAUUUAACAUCUGCUCACAAAUUAGAGGAGUAUUUAGAAAAUAAAGAAUUUUCGCAUGAAAGGAGACUGCAGAUUGAAGGAAAAGAGCUACUUGAUAAAAUCAGAAAGGAUUCGGAUACAACUGAAGAAAUCAUAAAGCAACUUGACUUCAUCAAUUAUCUAGAGCGGUCAGACAAUAUUCUGUUAUGUACCAACCCUUUGGAAAAAGUGACAGCAUUUCUAGAAGACCUGACUACUACCAUACCAGGAGGCAAGCAUUUAGAUCUUAUUUUAAUGGGCAAAACAGGCCAUGGUAAAAGUGCUACUGGAAAUUGCAUCUUAAACGAAAAGCGAUUCCCAACAUCAACAGAUACUACCUCACAAACAGUCGAUAUUCAGGUGGAGAAAGCUGAAAUCGAUGGAAGAUUGAUAAGAAUUGUAGAUACUCCCGGCAUAUGGGACACAAACAUAAAUUAUAAAAAACUUUUAGCCCACAAAGAGUCACACGAGGUAGAUAACGAAAUAAAUGAUGAAGCCUUGGAACUUGUUGCAAAAACGUUUGCCGAAGCUGUCGCUAAGUUCCAAAAGGGGUUCCAUGCAUUUUUACUGAUAUAUAGAUUUAAUGAAAAAAUGACGAAGGAAAAUAUUCAAGCAAUUCAGUUUCUGAAAGAAGUUUUGGGGAAAGACGUUAUAAAAUAUUACGGAAUUUGUAUUAUUACGUUUGGGGAUAAUUUCAAAACUUCCGAAGAUGCUGUUAAGGGCAGUUUCGAUGAUUGGUUGAAAAGGCAGACAAAGUAUGCAAAACAACUUUUUGAGGAAUGCAAUUAUAGAUGCGUUCUGUUUGAUAAUUCUACAAAAGAUGAAAAAAUUAAAAAACUUCAAGUCAUUAAAUUGGUCUCUUUAAUCGACGAAUUGAGCAAAGGAGGGGAACGUACGUAUGACAAAAAAAUAUUUCAAGAAGCUCAAGAGAAACGAAUGGCAAUUAUUAAAAAUAAGAUUAUUCCCAAAGUUGAUAAACAAAAGAUAAAGAAAAUAAGGAAAGAUUUAGAAAAAUACAAACCAGGUAAUACAAAACAUCAGGGGGAAGUACAACGACUGAUAAAUGAAGCAUCAUCAUUAAUUGAGACUGAUUUUAAACCAAAUGAUCCUAGAAUAGAACCACUUAUAUUCUCAUCUCUAACUUUAUUUGAGGAUAUAGAACUACACAGUAGAAAUGGAGACAAUUCAGGAGAAGAUAAGCCAGUUAUAACUCAAGAUAAAGACGAGCUGGAGAAGGAAGUGGCUGGGGAAAUACAAAAAACAAUACGUCGAAAAUGUUUUCCCGGUGAGGUCUUUGUUCUAACUGAGAACAUGGAACACAAACCUAUGAACAAAUUGAAAGUGGGUGAGAGAGUCCUCACGAUGAACUUAUCCGGACUUUUAACAUACGAGAAGGUGUUUAUGUUUGGACAUAGAGAUCCGCUGUGCAAGAGUGAGUUCAUCACCUUGAAAACUGAGGCUCACGUCAUAUCCGUGUCUCCUGAUCACUUCGUUUACUGUCGGGUUAUAGACGAAGAGUUAUUCCUACCUGCGAGGGAGAUACAGUUGGGGUAUUCUCUGUUGACGGUUACGGACAACGGCGUAGUAGCCUCCCUUGUAACUGAAAUUCUCGUGGAGAAAAAAGAAGGAUUGUUCGCUCCUUUUACCACGAGCGGCACCAUCGUCGUCAACGGUCUGGUCAUGUCGUGCUACGUGGACGUCUUCCGGCAUAACGUCUGUCAUAACUUGCUGGCUCCGGUUCGGCUUUUGUAUCGUGUGUCACCUCGUGCCCUGGCAUUCGUCAACGGGUCAUCUGCUGACUGCCUCGUUCCACCAUGGGUUCUGUUGGCGUUGAAAUUCUUAGAAUGAAACCGCUCCGAUUCGUAAACAGGAUAGAAAUUCUUAGAAUAAAACCGCUCCAGUUCGUAAACAGGAUAGAAAUUCUUAGAAUAAAACCGCUCCAGUUCGUAAACAGGAUAUUUUCCGAAUCGUGUUGAGCCAUUAAAGAAUAAACCGCGAAUGACUGAAAAAUGAAUAACAAGAACGAUAAAAUCUACGCAAAAUGAAUGCUGCAAAGGAAGCGAUAAUUUUUCAAUUUCUUACACGUAUUCGUAGAUGUGUUUGUUUACUGUACUAUUUAAACUGUUACGUCUACAAUAAAAAUCAAACUGAUUAAUGCAAUAAGGUUUUUGAAAUACUAAUGGGCACAAAAUGAUUAAAUGUGCGCGAUCAUACAACUAUUAUGAUUUGUAUUCCUUUUUUAAUGUAUUUCGGACAUAAACAUUUACAUUUACAUGCAUUAUGUAUAUUUUAAUUUACAAUAAAUGCUAAGAUUAGAUGAGUUUAUUAAAAGAUUUCGCAACAACUGAAAACAUGUAGGCCUAUUUAUGCAACUAUUUUAAAUAGUACACCUACACUCAAGGUGUGGACUGGCGCUGCCUAACCACCCCGGGAAAUUUAAAA
This is a messenger RNA of Physella acuta, 3424 nucleotides long. RefSeq lists its product as uncharacterized. NCBI's taxonomy places the organism in Eukaryota, Metazoa, Mollusca, Gastropoda, Physidae. The record is from RefSeq and is a predicted model, not a curated record. Gene Ontology annotation, biological process: multicellular organism development; protein autoprocessing; cell-cell signaling. Gene Ontology annotation, molecular function: GTP binding.